Messenger RNA from Bursaphelenchus xylophilus (pine wood nematode), 472 nucleotides. NCBI's taxonomy places the organism in Eukaryota, Metazoa, Nematoda, Chromadorea, Rhabditida, Aphelenchoididae. The record is from the annotation of a GenBank genome assembly.
AUGGUCAAGCCAAGUGCCAAAAGGCCUAAUCAGCCAUCGUCCUCCAAAUUUCAACAGAACAAAAGGUUCAAGAAGAAGGAUACGGAUGAAGAAAAGGUUUGUUGCUUUCAUUUUUUCCUUCCAUCUUUAGGUACGAAAUCUAUGUUCCUCCAGAAAUGAAGCCCCUUUUCUAUUCUAUGUUCUCAUAUUUCAGCCUGAAUCGUCGGAACAUAAGCCUUAUAUCAAUGCCUACAAACGAGCCGAACUUGCUUAUCAGAAGAUCCAGGAAGAGAAGAAAGCAGCGGCUGAAGUGAAAAAACUGGAGAGGCAAAAGCAACAAGAAAAACACGAGGAAUACCUCACAUUGCGAAAGAAGAUGAACAAAGCGUUGAAACAGAAGACCAAGAAAGGACAGCCAAAGCUGGGAGCGCAGAUGGAUGUGUUAUUAGAAAAGAUCCAGAGGAAACUGAGAGAGGAGAAAGAGGAAGAAUAA